Molecule: messenger RNA, 456 nt
Organism: Rotaria sp. Silwood2
Lineage: Eukaryota; Metazoa; Rotifera; Eurotatoria; Philodinida; Philodinidae
Source: the annotation of a GenBank genome assembly
AUGGAUAUGAAAUUUCGACAGUUUCUAUUACUUCUAUUGGAUGAUUUAUCUGAUGUUGACCGAUGUCGAUUACAAUUUGUUCUUGGAAAACAUAUACCAAGACGUUUAAGAGAAUCAAAUAGUAUUGAAAAUACACUUCAAAUAUUUGAACAUUUAAUUGAUAAUGGACAAAUUUUUACUUGUCUUAUUGAAGCUUUAUCAGCUUGUGGAAGAAUAGAUUUGUCAGAAAAAUUAAAAAAUUUUGAAACAACAUGUUCUAUGUCAAUAACUCAUCCACAUCAACAAUCAUAUAAGGAAAUGACAAUAACACAAUUAACAUUAGAUGACACAGCAGAUGAUGAAGAAGAUUCGGGUUUUUCAUUUUUUAAAAUUUUUUCUAAAAGUCGUUGUCUUUUUAAUUUACCACAUUUUGUUACAUUUCAUUUUGAUAAAGCUACGCCAGAAAAAAGCAGAUAA